Drosophila virilis is the source of this 7588-nucleotide messenger RNA. RefSeq names its product hyperpolarization activated cyclic nucleotide gated potassium channel Ih (gene Ih). The record is from RefSeq and is a predicted model, not a curated record. Gene Ontology annotation, biological process: sodium ion transmembrane transport; regulation of membrane depolarization; potassium ion transmembrane transport. Lineage: Eukaryota; Metazoa; Arthropoda; Insecta; Diptera; Drosophilidae. Gene Ontology annotation, molecular function: voltage-gated potassium channel activity. Gene Ontology annotation, cellular component: membrane; HCN channel complex.
UAUACAUAAGUUAAAGGAAAAGAAAACACGCUGCCAACUGUGCCGUAACACGGAGGCAUUGAAAAAAGUUCCAGCCGCCACGACUUCAACUCCAACUCGAGCCAACAAAUUAACGCACUAAUUAAAGGCCGCGACGAAAACGUGCAGCAGGACGACAAGGACAUCGCUGCCGCCGGCAUCGCCGCUGUCAAACACGCCUCCAAUUUGCCUCGCACGCGAGUUUGUGCUACUUUUAUAGAUAUAGCUACGUAUGUUUACCUGUGCGGGGCUUACUGCAACGCGCGCCUUGACGUAACUCCGGCACAAGCCACGUAACAGCACGCCCGGACCCGCCCGACUUCGGCUACAGCUAAGGUCCGAGGCGCGGACCAUGCAUGAAUGUAACGGUAACACCAUAACGCCUUAACUUGAGUCACAACUUUCCACAAGACCAAAUAAUAAUUUGACGAUUACGAGAAAGCAGGAGCAGAAAACAACAAGGAAAGAGAGAUACAAACAGAAUAUUAGCAAUACGAUUUUUUCUGUGGCAGAAACCCUAUUGUAGCCGUUCUUUGUGAUAUUCGAAACAUAUGUUAAACGAUCCUGAAAUCAAAUAAUAAUACAACUGUGUGUGCUCUCCGCCUGCUGCCCACCAUUCUUCAGUUCGCCCGCCCCGCCUGUCAUCGCCACCAAAACUCCACCUAAAACCUGAGCAAGAUAAACAAGAGACACCAAAAUAACGGCACAGAGAAACCCUUAGAGAAUAAAGCGACGUCUAUAAUCCAAAGUACAAAAGAUAACACGAAAAAAUACUAAAUCUACAAAUAUAGUACGUAUAUACACAAUGUCAAUAAGAGCCUAAAGAAAAAAAAAUGCAACAUAUGGUAUUAAUAUAUUAACUUAGUAGUCAUAUACGUUAACCAUAACCUCAAACUCAACUUUAGCGAGCGCCCAACUAAAACUCCAGCUCCAACUCCAACUCGAAAGCGAAACCAAAACCAAAAGCAAAACCAAACCCAACCAAACCAUAAGCAAUAUAACUAGUGCUGUUAACUAUUUUAGUAACUAUAUUUUAGACAGUCAACCUACGUUACUUAACACCUCUAACUAUAACCCACCAAAACGCACACACACACACACACACCAACAAGGCACGCAGAGAUCGCAAAGGAAGAUAACAAAAGAAAAAAAAACCAAACAGUGUUAAAAGCAAGUGAAAGAGUAAAACAAUAAAAAGCCGCUUCUAAACACUAAAAACGAUUACGAAAUGCUCAGCAUGCGGUUGCUGUGAGUGAGAUAUAGAGCGAGAGGAAGAGAAGAGAACUUUAGUUAAGCAACAACGAAAAGCAAUUACUAUUUUGUUUAUGUGUCCCUUAUAUGUCGUGUACUUGUACUUGUAUUAGUUAAUUCCAAACAGGAGGCAGUGCAAAAGAUAGAGAGAGAGAGAGAGUGAGAGAGAGGCAGAGAGUUAGAGAUUACACACAAAUACAAAAAACACACACACACACACAAUUACAAUCGCAUGCUCGAUUAUCAUAUGCAGCAAACACACACACGAUGAUAAAGCCCAGAAUUGCGACAGGCGUUACGGAUUGCGCUAUAUGGCAAUAACAACAACAACAACAACAACAAAAACAUCAGCAGCAGCAACAUAAAAAAAAUCAAACAGCAGCAGCAGCUGGGUGCUUGUGUGUGUGUGUGUGUGUGUGUGUGUAAGCGCGCGCGACUCUGUGUACGUGUGUUAGAAGGCGCAAGUUGUGAGUGGAGCGACGACGACGAAAACGAAGAGGAGGUGGAGGAGGAGGGAGGAGCAGGAGAAGAAAGAGAAGGAGGAGCAACGGCAUAACUGUGUACCUAACGGCAAAAAUCAAAUUUUACCGUUUCCAUGCGGAGCUGCUGUUGGUGCUGGCUGGUAACAAAAAAUGCACGUUAAACACACACAGCGGCGAGUUAGCGGUCCUGGAGCAUUCGGAACAUUUACCAACGACCAACGCGCCAGCCGAGACAACUUGUGCCCCGACGAUCAGCAGCAGCAGCAGCAGCGGCAUUCGCACUCGCACCAGCACUUGGUGCGUCAGUCUCUGAUCAGCCUCAGCUACGCACAGGCGGGAACGAACUCCGCGGCGGCGGCGUCGACUGGGCCCAUACCCGUUCACUCGCAGUACUCGGCAUCGACCUCUGUGCGCAACAGUCCCAGUCCCAGCCCGGCGGCGGAUCAGCACAGCUGCAGCAGCGGCAGCCUUGGAGUUCCACGCAGUCGGCGCGGCGAGCCGCCGGAUCGAGAUCGUGACAGAGAUCGGGACAGAGAUCGGGACGGGGACAGCGUCUCGCUGCUGAGAGGCGCCGCUGGCUUGGCCCAGCUGGGGCUUGAUGAGCCGCGCGCGCAACGGCAGCGCAGCAGCAGCAGUCGUCUAUCGAGCAUCGGCAUCUCGAAGCAGAACUCCAGCGACAGCCGCAGCGGACUGCGCAUUCUCGAUCCGGCGCCCUCGCACAGCCACAGUCCGGUCAGCUGCGGUACGCAGAGCGUGAGCAGCACUGGCGGUCACUCGGCUCUCUACGAUGCCUGUCACGAGUACACGCGCAGCUUGAGUGCAGCACCAGCAUCCGGGCGCGACCAGGAACAGGAACAGGAGCAGGAACAGGAUCAGGCGUCAGCAGCUGGCGGCGCUAUUGGAGCAGCGCCCGGUGGCCUGCUGAAGAGCCAUUAUAGCGAGCAGCAGCUAUCGGAGCCGCACUUCACCAAUCUCAAUCUCAAUCUCAAUUUGAGCAGCGACUACGAUACGGGCAGCGACAAGCAGCAGCUGGUCAAUCAGACGUACAUCUUCAAGUGCAUUGCGAACAGUCCGUCAUUUCUGCGCACCAACAAGAUCAAGGAGCAGUCCAAGAAGUUGCGCAACUUAUCGCUUAAAACGCGCACCGCCAAAAAGAAGGGUCAGAUCAUUUCCAAGUCGAACGCCGUCUCCGACAAUUCGCUGCAUCCGGGCGACAAGUAUCUGAACUUGUAUCUGGUCGAGAAGAAGCACUCGCUGCAGCCACAGCCACAGCCCAAUCCAGCUGCCAGCUGCUCAGCCUCAUCCUCUUCCUCAGCGGCGGCAGCAGCGUCAGCGGCGGCACGUCAACAGCAGCUGCCGGCCCUGUCGGCGGUUGCGGCACGACAACAGCAGCUGCUGCUGAACGGCUCGCUGAAGGGCAAGACGAAGACGUUUCCCGCAUAUCGAGCAUCGGUGCGCAGCGAGAGCGACGAGAAGGAGUAUCGGGGGGGCAGCAACACGAUACCAACAACGGGCAAGAGUCCGCCGGUGCCGCACUCGCUGGCGGCCAAGAUCAGCGGCAAGAACUGCAACAAUCUGCUGCACAGCGCCGGCAACAAGCUUAGCGUCAGCAGCAACUCCUGCCACAAGCUACAUGCCCACGGACAGGGUCACGGUCACGGACAGGGACAGGGACACGCCGUCUACAGCACACAAUCGCCGAAGAGCUCCGUUUCGAGCAACGGGCAUCUGAAUAAGUACUGCCUGACGGAUCUGACGCGGCGCAAGGCCGAGUUCAAUCGCCAGCUGAGCGCGCCGACAGACUACACGCACCACUCCACGUCCAGCAACGGCUCCCAGCAGGGCUCCGAGGCGGCCCAUGAGCCGGUGGGCGAGUCGACGAUCACAGUAGCCAGCGCCGGAGUGCCUGUGGGACACGGACAAGCGCACGGCCACACGCGAAGUCUUGGCGGCGGCGCCGCCGGUCAGGCGUCCACGGCGCCGGCCACACUCAAAUCGCUGCAGCUUCAGCACAACUUUGGUGUACACCAUCCGCCGGCACGGGCCACGUCCACGUCGUGCACCAAUAGCUUCAAUCGGCGGCACAUACGCCGGCACAAGAGCAAGCUAAGCGAGCGCCUGCUGAACGGCGAUAGCGAAGAAUCGGUGCGCUGCUCUUACUGCUCCGUAUUGAAUGUGAAUGAGAACGACUUGCGCAUUUCAUUUGAGAACACCUGCACCGACUCCCUGGUCACCGCUUUCGAUGAUGAGGCGCUGCUAAUAUGCGACCAAGGAACCGAAAUGGCAAGAGCAAAGGUACACUUUGAUGAUGUGUCGUUGUACGGCACUCCGAAAGAGGAGCCAAUGCCCAAUAUACCGAUAGUCUCGGAAAAAGUCUCGGCGAAUUUCCUAAAAAGUCAAUUGCAAUCAUGGUUCCAGCCGACAGACAAUCGUCUGGCCAUGAAAUUAUUUGGCAGCCGCAAGGCCUUGGUCAAAGAACGCAUACGUCAGAAAACUUCCGGGCAUUGGGUAAUACACCCGUGCAGUUCAUUCAGGUUUUACUGGGACCUUUGCAUGCUUUUAUUAUUAGUAGCAAAUCUUAUUAUCCUGCCAGUCGCAAUAUCAUUCUUCAACGAUGAUCUGAGCACACGAUGGAUUGCCUUCAACUGCCUAAGUGAUACUAUUUUUUUAAUAGAUAUUGUAGUCAAUUUUAGAACAGGAAUUAUGCAACAAGACAACGCUGAACAAGUAAUAUUGGAUCCAAAGCUUAUAGCUAAACACUAUUUAAGAACCUGGUUUUUUCUCGAUUUGAUUUCGUCGAUACCAUUAGAUUAUAUAUUUUUAAUUUUCAAUCAAAUUAUGAAAUUGCAGGAUUUUUCUGAUUCUUUUCAAAUAUUGCAUGCCGGACGCGCUCUGCGCAUCCUACGUCUAGCCAAAUUACUUUCCCUAGUUCGCCUGCUCCGGCUCUCCCGUCUCGUGCGCUACGUAUCCCAAUGGGAGGAGGUCUAUAUUCUGCAGAAUCUACAGAAAAAAAGUGCUGAUCGCAGAGGGAGAAUGCACAGAAAAGACAAAGAUGGCUUGACAAAAAGCAACCUAAUUCUCAAGUUCCUCAAUAUGGCCUCGGUUUUUAUGAGGAUCUUCAAUUUAAUUUGCAUGAUGCUCUUAAUCGGACACUGGAGCGGCUGUCUGCAGUUCUUGGUGCCAAUGUUACAGGGUUUUCCAUCUAAUUCCUGGGUAUCCAUCAACGAGCUACAGGAAUCAUAUUGGCUGGAGCAAUACUCAUGGGCAUUAUUUAAGGCCAUGUCACAUAUGCUGUGCAUAGGAUACGGCAGAUUUCCGCCACAAUCACUGACGGACAUGUGGCUGACGAUGCUCUCGAUGAUAUCGGGCGCCACAUGUUAUGCAUUGUUCCUUGGUCAUGCGACCAAUCUAAUACAGAGCUUGGACUCCAGCCGGCGGCAGUAUCGCGAGAAGGUCAAACAGGUGGAGGAGUAUAUGGCCUAUCGCAAAUUGCCGCGCGAUAUGCGGCAACGCAUUACGGAAUAUUUCGAGCAUCGGUACCAGGGUAAAUUCUUCGAUGAAGAGUUGAUACUUGGCGAGUUGAGCGAGAAACUGCGCGAGGAUGUCAUCAACUACAAUUGCAGGUCCCUCGUGGCGUCAGUGCCUUUUUUUGCUAAUGCCGAUUCGAAUUUUGUUUCCGACGUAGUUACCAAACUGAAAUACGAAGUUUUCCAACCAGGUGAUAUUAUCAUAAAGGAGGGCACGAUCGGUACAAAGAUGUACUUCAUACAGGAGGGCGUUGUGGACAUUGUCAUGGCCAACGGCGAGGUUGCCACCUCGCUAUCGGACGGCUCCUACUUCGGUGAGAUCUGUUUGCUGACCAAUGCGCGCCGGGUGGCCAGCGUGCGAGCCGAAACCUAUUGCAAUCUAUUCUCGUUGAGCGUGGAUCAUUUCAAUUGCGUUCUGGACCAGUAUCCGCUGAUGCGCAAGACCAUGGAAACCGUGGCUGCCGAGCGGCUAAACAAGAUUGGCAAAAAUCCGAAUAUAAUGCAACAAAAGGACGAGCAACUAAGCAAUCCAGAAUCGAAUACAAUUACGGCGGUGGUCAAUGCAUUGGCCGCCGAGGCCGACGACUGCAAGGAUGAUGACAUGGAUCUCAAGGAGAAUUUACUGCAUGGGUCUGAGUCGAGCAUUGCUGAGCCGGUGCAAACGAUACGCGAGGGCCUGCCACGGCCCCGAAGCGGCGAGUUCCGGGCUCUGUUCGAGGGAAAUACUCCAUGACACUGAGGCAUCACAACCAGCCCAAUCGGCGUGCAUCGAGCCACCAUCUGAGUAGCGGUUCGCAGUCCCCGAAAAACAAAAGCAAAUAGCAAUACACAAUACACAUACAUGGGACACACACAGACACAUAUACACACACACCCACACCCACACACACAUGCGUAUAUAAUAAUUAGUAAAAAAAGAAAACCCUAAAAAAAAGUACAGCAAAAUGAUGAAUCAAUUUACGGUAGUCUACAUAUAUAUGCAAUUGCGAUUUAGUAGAAAAUGACAACAGCAACAACAACAACAAAAACAACAACAACAAAAGAGAUAGUAAACGUAUUACACAACAAUGUCCUCAAUAAUUAUUCAUAAUUUCAGCUCCGCUAACUGUGAUGAACUUUAAUAUAAGAAUCGAAAAAAAAAAAAAUGAAAAACUAAAAAAAAAAAUGAGUACAUGAAUAACUUAUACGAUAAAAUUCAGCAGCCAGUUAAAAGCAUUCACACAGACACGACACGGCCACACACACACACACACACAGACGCAGACUUACAACACACAUACAUAUAUAAGUAGUAAAUCUACAUGAUAAGUUUUAUGCCCACGAUAUUGUAACGGAUAACGAAGUGAAUAGGUGUUAGUCCUAUGGACCUACUACUACUAACAAAACUCUCUCACACACAGACAAACAGACAGACGCACACACACAACCCCACACGUGCAUGAACUUAUGAUAUAAUGAAAACCGUUACGUUAUGCAUACAACCAAAAAAAUAAAAACAACAAAUGGAAUAUAAAUGCGCGUAGCUAUAUUAUGUACUCAAGAGCAAACCAAGAAUUAUGUAUUAUUGCGAUUAUAUAGCAUAUUUAAAUACGCAUUGCAAAAUGAAAACAACACUCAGCAAUACGAGUGCACACGACGAAGAACAAAAACAAAAUACAAUAUUAUCAAAAAAAAAAAAAAACAAAAAAAGGAAGCAACUUUAACGAAAUGCAUUAGUAGUUGAACUAUUAGUUUUUCACUCACAACAAAAAAAAAAAAAACGAAAAGAAGAGAAUAGAAUACCAACACACACUCUGACACAACGUAGUAGAGCAGCCUCAAAAAAAAUAUAUAUAAAAUGAAAAUUAUAUAAAAAAAAGAAAACCUCAGGGUGCCGUCGUUUCAACGGUUACCAACAGCAGCAGCAGCAGCAAAAGCAACAUACAUAAAGCAUUGACUAUAUACACAACAUACAUACAUAAAAACAAACAAACAAACAAACAAACAUAUAUACAAAACGAACAACUACAUUUAAUAGAUAAUGUUGUCUUUUAUAGGGAAUUGUUAUAACGAUUCAGUUAAAUGAAAAAAAAAAAAUAAUGUAUUUAUUGCAACAACCUUUAUUUUAAUUCAGCAAUUCCGUUUCAACAAAUACUAUUUAGUUGCGAGCGAGAUCUUUUGCGUAGUCUUUGUUUGAUCUUAUUUUCCAACAUAAAUCAAGCGUAAGACAACAGCAAUUGUUUCGAAGAUUUAUGGUAACUUAGUAUUUUAUUAUACGUAAACUAAAUAAAUGAAAAGCAGAAGGACAGCGUUUGCCUUAACAUAACACUA